AUGAAAUACCUCAGUGCAAGCCAGAGGCACGAAUUGGCGGGCGACUAUUUCGCCCCCGAGGGCCUGUAUGAGUAUACCAAGACUCUGCCAUUUGUUGGUCGAGUGAAAAGCGAUGUGACAUCUAUCGUCGCUGGCGAAUGGACAGAAAUAAUACUGGACUAUGAAGUUGGUGCAUCAGGCCUUGCAGAUGGGGCAUGGAUCAAGGCGACCUUCAAGUUCUACUCUGACUGGGCGCUGUUUCAGACGUCAGAUCCCACAAAAGACAACUACAUCACCGCUGAAUACGUACCGAACAGGCUGUUCCCGGGGCAGGCCCCGGCCACGGUGCACUCGCUGGGAAUCCGGUUUGACCAGAAGGGCCAUGAGAGGCCGUUCCAGAAGGCUGUCAUUGUCGACAUUCAUGAUGGUUAUCUGAAUCCUGGAGAUCGCAUUUUGAUUCGCCUCGGUGAUCGCCGAUUCGGAAGCAGAGGGACACGAGCGCAGACGUUCGUUGAGAAGGACUUUCGCUGGAGGUUCUAUAUUGACCCUGUUGGAACCUCCCGAUUUGCGCCUAUCCAGCCUGACAUAUCCUGGAAUAUUACCGCGGGUCCUGUUCAUCGCGUUCAAGCUGUGUCACCGAGGAUCCUCAGGCCUAAUGUUCCAUUCGCGAUCCAUACGCACGCAGAGGAUCUGUGGGGGAACAUAACGAGCGACUUGUCGGAUCAUUUAUUCAACCUGCAAGUUUUAGCUGAAGAUUCAACGAUAAUUAUCGACAGAAAUGGCCCCGUUGCAUCGCAAGGCUGGACGAAUGCUGUGUUCUCCGAUCUUACCCUGGAAGGUGACGGUGACUAUAGGGUGCAAGUCACAUUGAAGGCUCAAGGUGGGACAGCUGUUGCAACCAGCUACUCUAGCCUCAGCGUGUCCUCUGACCUGUUGGUUCCGAAAAUCCUCUUCGGUGAUCUCCAUGUCCACUCGGACGACACCGUCGGCACCGAAUCAUCCAGCUACAACUUCUCCUACGGCCGUGAGAUCGCCGGACUCGACGUCCUCGGAUACACGGCAAACGACUUCCAAAUCACCAAAGACCGGUGGGACGCCACAACCGAACUCAUACAAUCCCUCAACGAGCCCGACAAGUUUGUGAUCUUCCCAGGCACAGAAUGGUGCGGGAACUCUGCUGCAGGAGGCGAUCACAACGUCGUCUUCCUGGGUGAUCCAGAGCUCCAGCCGCCCGAGUUCCCGUUUGACAGACAUGGCAAUGUCGCUCGCUCGUUUGAGUGGUCCGAGCAUGGCCCUAAGGACCUUGUUCCCGGCACUUGGCCGCUGGACGAAGUAUACUCCACGUACGCGAGGGAUGCAGACUCACACCUUCUGAUCCCGCAUGUUGGCGGUCGUCGGUGUAACCUUUCCUGGCAUCAUCCGAAGCUGGAACGGCUGGUGGAAAUCGGCAGUGCCUGGGGUCAAUUCGAAUGGCUUCUGCGCGAUGCCGUGAGGAGGGGGUGGAGGCUUGGUGUCUGUGCGAACUCCGAUGAACAUCGUGGUCGAUGUGGAGGUGGAGUUCCAGGCACAGCCGUCUUUGGGGCCCGGGGUGGUCUGACUGGGAUUUUGGCUCCUCGACUCCAACGUCAGGAUGUGGCUAAUUCCUUGCGGGACAGACAGACGUUUGCGACUACAGGCCAACGACUCGUCGGGCUUGUUUCGACUAAAGACGGGUCUGUCGUGCAGGGGAACGAAACCCAAGUCCCGAUAAACAAGCCCGUAGAGUUGAUCUAUCACUUCCUAGGCGAGAAGGGCUUUUCGUCAAUCGAAGCCUUCGAUGCCACAGGUCUGAUCUGGAGUCGCCACUUUUGGUCUGAAUCCAAUGAACCAGCAAAGAUAUUAAGAGUUACAUGGGGUGGGGCGAGACUUUACGACCGAUACCGAGAAGCUAUAUGGAAUGGACAGAUUACGCUUUCGGAAGAUGUGCGGCCGGGGAGAAUUGUUCCAUUUGGGGGACUCGAGGAUAACCCGGAAGACUAUGUCCGAGUAAAUGAUAACCACAAUGUGGAAUUCUCAAGCAAAACAAGCGGGGACCUGGACGGUGUAAAUGUUAUUUUGCAGGACGACAGGAAACCGGCCACUGUGACUGUUUCUGGAUCGCUCGGCGGGUAUGUAAAGGUUGGUGAUGCGCUUGCUGGAAACCCGCAUAAGCCUCAGCCGACGUUUACUAUUGAGGCAUCCUGGGAGGAAGCCCUGAAGCCUGGAGGCAAGGUAAUUGAAAUACUGGGCGGUGCUGAGUUGUUUGUUCGUAUUGAGGCGAUCCCUGACGUGGAAUUGCCACGGCGAGUCCAAGGAGGUGUGACGAUUGAGGGUCAGACAGAAGGAACUCGCGCUGUCUACUUCGUGGGUCGAGAAUGGAGCGGAGAGAAGGUUGUUACAAGUCCGAUUUUCGUGUCAUUUAUCUAG
Molecule: messenger RNA, 2424 nt
Organism: Aspergillus versicolor CBS 583.65
Lineage: Eukaryota; Fungi; Ascomycota; Eurotiomycetes; Eurotiales; Aspergillaceae
Exons: 3
Coding region: 1-2424 (807 amino acids)
Source: RefSeq, a predicted model, not a curated record